AUGGCCCCUCAGGACACCAUCUUCCUGUGUCUCGUGUUUUGUCUGGGUCAGAGGAUUCAGGCACAAGAAGAAUUUCCCAUUCCUGCUAUAUCUGCCUCCCCAAGUUCUGUGAUCCCCUGGAAUGGGUCGGUGAGGAUUCUGUGCCGUGGAACACCCGAGUCCUUCCAGUAUCAGCUGUUUACCAUAGAAAACUCCACCUUCAAGGUAGUGCAGACACAAAUGGGAUUUCAGAAGGCAGCUGAAUUCAUCAUCAACCACAUGAACACAACCACAGCCGGGUGUUACCAGUGCCGAUACAGGAAGAAGUACAGCUGGUCAGAGCAGAGCCAAACCCUGGAGCUGGUAGUGACAGGCUUACAUGACAAACCUGUCCUGUCCACAGACCAGAGCCUUGUGUUGAUGCCAGGAGAGAGCAUUUCUUUCCGGUGUCAUUCUGCACACGUCCCAUUUGAUAGAUUUUCACUGGCCAAGGAAGGAGAAGCCUUGCUGCCACAGCACCAGCAUGGGGAGCAUCACAGCAAGUUCACCCUGGGUCCUGUGACCCCUGACUCCACAGGGAACUACAGUUGCUAUGGUUGGAACAGCAGCAGCCCCUACGUGUGGUCAGCCCCCAGCGACGCCCUGGAACUCCUGGUGGCUGCAACAGACAUGGAUUCCAAGAAGCAAGGUUACAGAAUGGAGAACUCCAUCCGGAUGGCCAUGGCAGGACUGAUCCUUGUGGUUCUCCUGGUGAUACUAGCUGAAAACUGGCACAGUCAGGAGGCAUCACACCAUGAAGACUGGCACAACUUGGAUGCACAGAGCCAGAACAAACAGGAGCAUCCAACCUAG
Molecule: messenger RNA, 831 nt
Organism: Nannospalax galili (Upper Galilee mountains blind mole rat)
Lineage: Eukaryota; Metazoa; Chordata; Mammalia; Rodentia; Spalacidae
Gene: Fcar
Product: Fc fragment of IgA receptor
Exons: 6
Coding region: 1-831 (276 amino acids)
Source: RefSeq, a predicted model, not a curated record